AUGCCGGACAAGAGAGGUAGUAGACCCGAAUUCGAUCGAGCAUUAGACAAGCGCCCUGAUCCCGAAUGGCCAACCGCAUCCAUCCGUUCGUGGCAGACGAAGUUGGCAAUAGUCCCGUUGAUUGAUCAAUCUGAGGUCGAAAUCGGAUUAGCCAACUUGUCACUGCAGUGUCAUCCGAUGGAUAUGUGGAACUCCACUUGCUAUCAGACGAUAUUGUUGCCAACUUCUUGA
Rodentolepis nana is the source of this 231-nucleotide messenger RNA. The record is from the annotation of a GenBank genome assembly. NCBI's taxonomy places the organism in Eukaryota, Metazoa, Platyhelminthes, Cestoda, Cyclophyllidea, Hymenolepididae.